GCUAAUCACAUGAUCUGUUUGAAAAUGAAUUUUGACCCGUUAUAAAAAUAUCUUUUUGGUUGUUCAUUUAUUUUUGUUGUUUGUUUUAAUGCUUUAUAAGCUUUAUAGACAAUAUAUUUCCGGAAAACUCUGAAUUUUAAAAUCAUAUAUAGGAAAGUCAAUUACAUGCAACAACACUUUUUGUCCAUCAGGGGGCCCCCCUCCACCCCUUGAACUCCGCGUAUGGCAGGAUCCUUUCUUAAAUUGAGGCAACUCUUAUUUGUUGCAGGCUGGAAUACUGCGGUAUCACACAGCAAGGAUGCAUUUCAUUGGCCGAGGCGCUCAUGUUAAAUCCCUCCCAUCUUCAAGAGCUGGGCCUGAGCUACAAUGUUUUGUGGGAUGAGGGGGUUGAGAUGCUCUCGAAAGGACUGGCUAGCCCACACUGCAUCUUAAAAGUCCUCAACCUGUCAGGGUGCCAGAUCACAAAGCGAGGAUGUGUUUCAUUGGCCGAGGCUCUCAAGUUAAACCCCUCCCACCUUCAAAAGCUGGACCUGAGCUGGAACAAUCUGUCAGAUGAGGGGGUUGAGAUCCUCUUGAAAGGACUGCCCAGCCCACACUGCAACUUAAAAGUCCUCAAGUAAGGAACUCAUCCAGUUUGUAAUCUUCC
Messenger RNA from Corythoichthys intestinalis (scribbled pipefish), 646 nucleotides. RefSeq names its product ribonuclease inhibitor. Gene Ontology annotation, molecular function: protein binding. The transcript has 2 exons. The coding region runs from base 324 to 620 and encodes 98 amino acids. Gene Ontology annotation, biological process: intracellular signal transduction. The record is from RefSeq and is a predicted model, not a curated record. Lineage: Eukaryota; Metazoa; Chordata; Actinopteri; Syngnathiformes; Syngnathidae.